AUAAAGAAUUACUUCAAAGCACACUUAGUGGAUUGGGGCCUGAGUAUCAAUUUAUUACGGGUACUAUAUCAUUAUUUCCUGAGAGUUUUCCACCCGACAUUCUCCACCCACGUCUCAUGGAAGCCGAGCAACAAGUUCUACACAUGCAGCAGGAUGCUUCCUCUCUGCGGCCGGCUUUUGGAGCACAUGUGGGUCACGGCCAGCCCCACAAUCCACCUGGACAUCAACCUGACAAUGGCGCAUACCGCGGCAGAGGAGGCCGCGGCAGAGGCGGCAAAGGCAGAGCAGGCCGUGGAAAGGGCCGAUUCCAACAUCAGCAGACCUACGGCCAGCAGGGGUAUCCACAGCAGCAGCCAGGCAAUCUGCCCGCACCCCAGCCUUUGGCCGCAGGGGGUGUGUAUAAUCUGAGGCCCAAUAAUGCUCCAUCCGGUAAAUCUGUCUUGUCCAUUUAUAAUAUUAAUGCUAAAUCUACUUCUGGCACUCACUUUCAUUAUGCAGGUUUCUCAUCAGCUGAGGGUGUUCUUGGGUCAGUUCCUCCCCCGGUUGUGUGUCAAAUUUGUUUUUCUGCAGGUCAUUCCGCCUUACACUGUUCGUCUCGCUUCUCACAGCCAUCUGCACCUGCCUUGGUUGCUCCGUCUGGGGAAACUAAUGAUGCUUUGUGGUAUCCAGAUUUUGGAGCUUCUGCUCACAUGACAUCAUCUGAAGGACAAACUUUCGGGGACAGUUCUUCUUCAGGCGCGUCAUAAUGGUCAUCUCUACCCUAUCAGCCUCAGUCCACCUGCACCUCUAGCUCUAGCUACAGUUAUUCCUUCUGGCCCUGUGUGGAACCG
This is a messenger RNA of Cuscuta epithymum, 830 nucleotides long. The record is from the annotation of a GenBank genome assembly. NCBI's taxonomy places the organism in Eukaryota, Viridiplantae, Streptophyta, Magnoliopsida, Solanales, Convolvulaceae.